UCGCUAACGCCAUAGAAUCCGAAGUAAAGCUACUAAAGAUAGCAAUUUCGACCAAUCAUGUCAAUCAUACCAAGUUUCUUUGGCCGCCGAUCCAGCGUCUUCGAUCCAUUUUCUCUCGACGCUUGGGACCCAUUCGAGGGAUGGCCGUUGUUCCGUUCUAUUUCCGACCAGUUCCGUUCAAACUUCCCAUCAUCGUCAUCCGAUACGACAUCGUUUGACUGGAAGGAGACCCCAAAUGCACAUGUAUUCAAGGCUGACGUCCCUGGGCUAAGGAAAGAAGAGGUGAAGGUCGAGUUGGAAGAUGAUCGGAUCCUGCAAAUCAGUGGGGAGAGGCAGAGGGAAUUGGAAGAUAAGGGUAACACCUGGCAUCGCGUGGAGCGGAGCAGUGGUAAGUUUGUGAGGCGCUUCAGGCUCCCGGAGAAUGCUAAGGUGGAUCAGGUGAAGGCUAAUAUGGAGAAUGGUGUUUUGACUGUUACGGUCCCGAAAGAGAACGCCAACAAACCGGAAAUGAAGUCCAUUGACAUUUCAGGUUGAUUUCUGUAGUCAGUUAUUGUGUUUGUCCCUCCUUGCUGUUGUAAGUUGUUGAAUUACUUAAGGCCUGUGUUUCGGCUACUUGGGGUUUUUCGGUGAUGUUUUGGUGUUUCUAAUGUGAAUUUGGGAGGGGGGAAAUUAUGGACGAAGGUGGUGCUUUACCCUGUAAAUCCUUGAUUUAGCGGCAAUUGAGAACAUUUAUUUGUUAAUUAUGAUAACAAUUUACUGGUUUUAUUUCUCCAGGUUGUCAGGCUUUUUUCUAGUAAUGUUAAAACCUAUUAUGUACUGCACUGUGGAUACAAGUUAAUCAGUUUGAUAA
This is a messenger RNA of Nicotiana tabacum (common tobacco), 850 nucleotides long. RefSeq names its product 17.3 kDa class I heat shock protein. The record is from RefSeq and is a predicted model, not a curated record. Lineage: Eukaryota; Viridiplantae; Streptophyta; Magnoliopsida; Solanales; Solanaceae.